Messenger RNA from Choloepus didactylus (southern two-toed sloth), 585 nucleotides. RefSeq names its product transmembrane immune signaling adaptor TYROBP (gene TYROBP). Gene Ontology annotation, cellular component: cell surface. The transcript has 5 exons. Lineage: Eukaryota; Metazoa; Chordata; Mammalia; Pilosa; Megalonychidae. Gene Ontology annotation, molecular function: signaling receptor binding. The record is from RefSeq and is a predicted model, not a curated record. Bases 90 to 419 code for a protein of 109 amino acids. Gene Ontology annotation, biological process: microglial cell activation involved in immune response; positive regulation of macrophage fusion; neutrophil activation involved in immune response.
CACCCUCGGACUUCCUCCUUCACUGAUCAGACUCUACGCCACAUCCCACCGGCCCUUGUACUGCGGUGACCAGCAGUGUCACCCACAUCAUGGGGGAUCUCGGACCCUCCGGAAGGCUCUUGCUCCUGCAUCUCCUGACUGUGAGUGGUCUCAGCCUGGUCCAGGCCCAGAGCGAAUGCAGCUGCCCCGCGGUGGGCCCGGGCGUCCUGGCAGGCAUUGUGCUUGGGGACCUGGUGCUGACCCUCCUCAUCGCCCUGGCCGUGUACAGUCUGGGCCGCCUGGUUCCUCGGGGGCGAGGGGCCACGGACAUGACCCGGAAACAGCACGUUACUGAGACAGAGUCGCCGUAUCAGGAGCUCCAGGGACAGAGGUCAGAUGUCUACAGUGAUCUCAACACACAGAGGCCAUAUUACAAAUGAGACCAAAUCACCGAGGUCAACAGCUUGAUGCUGGAUCCAGCAAUUCCUGAUGCCCAUCCAGCAACCCAUUCUUAUCACCACCAAGACACAGAUCCUCAGAGUGCCCUCCAGAGAUCUCAGACCCCUCCCCACCACCUUCCCCCAAAUAAACACAGAGCACAAAAAC